CAAUCGUAAAACAUAAAAUUAUUAUCGCUAGACACAGAAAUGUAUUCGAUAAGACUUAUCGUGUUAUUCUGUAUUAUAUUCGCAUCGUACGGAUCGAAUUUUAAAGAGGUCUUCACGGGUUUCUUCAGAGAGAAAGACUUGGUAGUGGCUAACGACAGGUUUUAUAGACCGAGGAUACCAUUCAAAAGAGUUUUUGAUUACUAUUACAAGAAGGUGGAAUGCCCGAUAAGCUAUAUAAAAGUGACCGAUCGCUUAGGAGUUAGCCCGGGACCGACAGCUGAGAUCGUCAAAGGAGGCCUUCGCUCGGACUACGUGGUCCUCCUCAUGGGUUCCGCAUACAACAGACCUAUCUUCGUCAACGUAUUUAUCACCUGCGCGGUGUAUGAUGAAGCACAAAACGCAACGGCAGAUUAGUAUGAGUAAAGUUAUAUUUUAUUCA
Aricia agestis (brown argus) is the source of this 439-nucleotide messenger RNA. RefSeq lists its product as uncharacterized. The transcript is spliced from 2 exons. The coding region runs from base 40 to 414 and encodes 124 amino acids. NCBI's taxonomy places the organism in Eukaryota, Metazoa, Arthropoda, Insecta, Lepidoptera, Lycaenidae. The record is from RefSeq and is a predicted model, not a curated record.